Messenger RNA from Aspergillus novofumigatus IBT 16806, 1570 nucleotides. Its product is annotated as aurora family serine/threonine-protein kinase. The record is from RefSeq and is a predicted model, not a curated record. The transcript has 3 exons. The coding region runs from base 149 to 1339 and encodes 396 amino acids. Gene Ontology annotation, cellular component: spindle microtubule; spindle pole centrosome; chromosome passenger complex. Gene Ontology annotation, molecular function: ATP binding; protein kinase activity. NCBI's taxonomy places the organism in Eukaryota, Fungi, Ascomycota, Eurotiomycetes, Eurotiales, Aspergillaceae. Gene Ontology annotation, biological process: mitotic spindle organization; protein phosphorylation; regulation of cytokinesis.
CCGACUACUAUUUAUUAUUUGACAAUCCGAAUCUUCCAUUAUCGGUUCAACUAUGAUUGCAUAAACCAUUAGAGCUUCUCUGAAUCGCACAGUCUUACUUGCUUCUCCUCUUCCCAGAGCAGUUGACAAUUCUCAUCCCAAGAUUCUCAUGGCUACCAAGGCGCUAGAGGCUCGUUUUGAGCACCUCUCUGUCAAAGAUGAUACUGAUCAUGGGAAGAAUGGCAGCACAUACUCAAAGCACAAGGGCUCUUUGUCAACAGCAGUGUCACUCUCAGGCCUCGGAGCCGCUGGGCAGUUUAAUAGUGGCUCAAGUCGGUCAACCUUGUUGAAGCUUGCGCUGCAAAACACAAAUGAGAACAAAGUGAAUGCGAUGAAUGCCGGCUCGUCCCCUCUCAAGGGAGCUCAGAGCACAUUGCCGCACCGUGACACAGAUGAGAAUGGAGAACCGCGACACACAACACCAUUAUACGAGCAGCCGGGCCCCAAGAAAUUACAUCUGGGAAUGUUUGAGAUCGGCAAGCCCUUGGGAAAGGGGAAAUUUGGUAGGGUUUACCUGGCCAAAGAGCGAUCGUCCGGCUUCGUUUGUGCUCUUAAAGUCCUGCACAAAUCCGAGCUGCAGCAGGGCGGAGUGCAGAAGCAAGUUAGACGCGAGAUUGAGAUACAGAGCAACCUACGCCAUCCCAAUGUUCUCAGACUUUACGGCCACUUCCAUGAUAGCAAGCGAAUUUUCUUGAUCCUGGAGUUCGCCGGCCGAGGAGAGUUGUACAAGCACCUCCGGAAGGAGCACCGCUUUCCCGAGUGGAAGGCAGCUCAAUAUAUUGCGCAGAUGGCUGCCGCAUUGAAGUACUUGCAUAAGAAGCACGUCAUGCAUCGCGACAUCAAGCCGGAGAACAUACUCGUGGGAAUCCACGGGGAAAUCAAGAUCAGUGACUUUGGGUGGAGUGUCCAUGCGCCCAAUAACAGAAGGCAGACGAUGUGUGGAACACUGGACUAUCUUCCUCCCGAAAUGCUCAAGCCCAACUCACAAGACAACUACUACAGCGAAAAGGUUGAUUUAUGGAGCCUGGGCGUCUUGACUUAUGAAUUCUUGGUUGGGGAAGCGCCCUUCGAAGACACUCCCGUUAUGACGCAAAGACGAAUUGCGAGAGCGGACAUGACGGUGCCUUCAUUUGUCAGUCCCGAGGCAAAAGAUCUUAUCAAGAGAUUGCUCGUUCUCGACCCAGACAAGCGUAUUUCCCUUGAUGAGAUCCAGCGACAUCCCUGGAUCCUUAAACAUUGCUUGAAGGAUGACCGGGUCACGAAACGGAGUUCUGGUUCUUCAAAGGAAGUCAAAGCAUGAUGGUAAGACCCAUGCAUUUUUGGAGUUAGGGUGUUGUACCUCCUUUCCUUGUCAGUCAGUUCAUUUCAGCCUGUGUGCAUGGAGUUGGAAGGUGCUUUGUGCUUUUUUUCUUUCCCCCUUUUUUUUUCGAAGAUCUGAACCAUCAGGGCUCUUAGCUCGGCGUCAUCUGGUAUCUUCUAUUUGUAACAUCCUGAACUUGAGUAUAAUACAUUGCAGAGCGCAGAUUUCAUG